AUGCUGAUCAAAACCGUAGGAUUGGUCCUUCUGCUGACUGCACAGGCCUGGAGUCAGUCCAUAAGCUUUCCUGUUUACACUGUGGAUAGUAUUUUAUCUGCCUUGACUGGAGGAGGAGGAGGAGGAGGCGGUGGAGGCGGUGGAGGAGGUGGCGGCGGCGGUGGCAGUGGCGGUGGAGGAGGCGGUGGAAAUAACAACAACAACAACAAUCUUGAUGCCUACGAAGCUUACCUAAAUAACUAUUACAGCAGCCAAUGGCAGCAGUACUAUCAAGCCCAGGCCGCUUACAAUCAGUACUUGUUUAGUCUGGCAGCUGCCAACGCAGCAGCCAACGCGAACAACGGGCAGGGGCCAAAUCCAGCAGUGCAGACAACCACUGCAGCUCCCACGACGACAACUACUGCUGCAACUACUACUACCACUGCAGCUACCACGACAACAACUGAUGCAACAACUUCUUCGACUACAACCACGACUACAGAGGCUACCUCCACUGCCGUUCCCACAUCUACGGGACCCGUCACAACGUCGACGGCAGUUGCCGAAGAUCCGACCACAACGACAACAACAACAACUACAACAACGACGACAACGGAAGCUCCGACAACUACAACAACCACGACAACGGAAGCUCCGACAACUUCCACUGCUGUGGCACCUGCGAAUACCGACACCACCGUUAAUGCCGUGGGGCGGUACCGCACCACUCCUCUGCCGUACCACUAUGUGCCGAGCUCACUGAUCAGCCCCUACGAACUGCACCGCAUCAACUCGAACCCCAUUUACGUACGUGGUGCAGCAGAGGCAUCGUCUUCAGCCCAUUCCCUGCCGGUAUACAUUCCUUAUAAUAAUAUAUACCGCAGGGUGCAGCCUGCUCCUUACUUUGGGUACGACGCUAAAAAGUAG
This is a messenger RNA of Drosophila ficusphila, 906 nucleotides long. RefSeq lists its product as uncharacterized. Lineage: Eukaryota; Metazoa; Arthropoda; Insecta; Diptera; Drosophilidae. Bases 1 to 906 code for a protein of 301 amino acids. The record is from RefSeq and is a predicted model, not a curated record. The transcript has a single exon.